ACCACACGACACAGGUUAAAACUUUCGCUGCGGGUGACAAUAUUGCUCAGAAUAUUGGCAAUCAAAAGACGGCAGGAAAGAAACAAGGAAACAUUUCGGAUGAUAUUGCCGAAUACAAGAAACCUUCUUUUAAUGCCGUUAAUAUUAACACAUAUAAUGCUAUUACAACCGUCAAAAACCCACCAAAGGGUAUUUUAAAACGU
Cinara cedri is the source of this 203-nucleotide messenger RNA. The record is from the annotation of a GenBank genome assembly. Lineage: Eukaryota; Metazoa; Arthropoda; Insecta; Hemiptera; Aphididae.